AUGAAACGCAAGGUAGGCGCACAGGGCACGGGAGAGCGGCACGGUAUGUGCACGCCGCGCGUGUUUCCCCUUGCCGUGGGCGUGCGUGGCUGGGUGACAGCUCUGAGGAGCAUGGCGGCGCAGUGGCAGGCAGGUGCGGCGCUGGCGUCGUGGCAGGUGGACGAUGUGUGUGGCGUGGCAGGAGGGGCCACCGGUAUCACAUGCCAGGACGGCUCCGUCACCGCCCUGUCACUGAACAGGACAAACAUGUCAUUGGGGCCGCUGCCUGCGGAGAUAGGCGUCCUCACAGCACUCACUCUCCUGUCACUGACCAGGACAAACCUGUCAGGGCCGCUGCCUGUGGAGAUAGGCGACCUCACAGCACUCACUCUCCUGGACCUGAGCUACAACAGCUUUAAUAACACCAUUCCUUCUAGCAUCAGCAACCUUGCCAGAUUGCAAUCGCUGGUGCUGAAGAGCAACGCCUUCAAUGGAUCCCUGCCCGACGCCCUCUCCGGCCUCUCCAGCCUUUCUCAAUUAGAUGUGCAGCGCAAUGUCUUCAAUGGCUCCUUGCCUGGCUCGCUCUUCUCCCUCACCAGACUCAGCAACCUCUACAUGGACGGCAACCAGCUGUCCGGCACCCUGCCCUCCCAAGUGGGCGCGCUCACCAACCUCCUCACACUUCAGGUGAGCAACAACAAGUUCAACGGCUCCCCCCCGGCUACCCUCAGCCUGCUCUCCUCCCUCCAUGAGCUGCAGAUGCACAAGAACAGCUUCUCAGGGCCCUUCCCAUCGCUCAUCACCGCCCUCACCAACCUCACCAUGAUCUACGCCAGCAACAACUCGUUCACGGGACCCUUCCCUGCGUUUCUUGGGGACAUGACUCAACUCGCGUUCCUGAAGAUAUAUUCCAACAAGCUGCACGGCACGCUGCCUCAGAGCUACAGCCAGCUGCGCAACCUCACCCACCUGGACCUGAGGGACAUGCAGCUGUACGGCGCGCUGCCCACGUGGCUGGGGCUGCUCACGCGCAUGCAGUACCUGCACUUCCGCAACAACGAUCUGUCUGGGGCGGUGCCUGAGUCACUGGGGAACCUCACCAACCUCAUUGAGAUCUCGCUCAUUGGCAACCCCAAGCUCAACGGCACACUGCCUGCGUGCUGGGCCAACAUCAUCUCCCUGGGAACCAUUGCGGCGUCGCGCCUGCAGUUCGCCUGCCCGUCCCCCGACUUGUGCUGUCCCACGGGCAGCCCCAUCCAGGACCUGCCCUUCUGCGUCAACUUCUGCCCCCAGUACUGCUCCGCCUGUGCUCCAGGCAUGUCGCCGGCAGUGAUAGCAGGAAUUGCUGUGGGGUGCUCUGUGGCGCUGCUGGCACUGCUGGCUCUCGCGCUCUACAUAUGGUACUACAGAUUCGGCCCAGGCCACAUUCAGGCAUGGGAGCGGGAGUUGGACCGGGGCUUCCGCAAGUACACGUGGAGGGAGAUCAUGGACGCCACGGACAGCUUCAGCGACGCCAGGAAGCUGGGCAAGGGGGGAUUUGGCACCGUGUACCUGGGGCAGGGGGAUGCACCGGACCAGCUCAUCGCCGUCAAGCAUGCGGCCUUUGUGGAGCGCUCCUCCAAGAUAGCCACCAUGUUCGAGGAGGAGGUGCCACUCCCCCUCACAUGCACUCCAUACUCUCUCCCUUGCUCUGCACCCUCGUUUCCCUUGCUCACGUUUCGCCUGUCUCCUGUUGCCGCUUUCCGCCUCCACGACAACCUGGUGCGGCUGCUGGGCUACUGCAACGACCACAUGGAGCAGGUGCUCGUGUACGAGUACGUGCCCAAUGGUCCCCUCUCCGACCACCUCUACGGCACCAUCAAAGGCAAGCCCUCCGUCGCGCAUCCUCCCCUCGCCUCAUCUGCAUCUGCUUCAUCUCGGAUUUUCUCCUCCCCUCACCGCAUCCUGCCCUCGCUUGCUCAGCUGCUCAUGUCUUUUGGAGUGCUACUGCUGGAGCUGGUGACAGGCAGGGAGGCGAUGGAGAGGGAUCCAGAUGACAAGGACCGCCUGGUGCACAUAACCACGGUGGUGCUGCCCUUUGUGGCCUCGCGCCACAUCCACCUCAUCGUUGACACACGCGUUGCCACGCCACUCAACCUGCCCGCACUGCUCUCCAUGGCUCAGAUCGCAGCGCACUGCGUGCAGCAGCCCGCCACGAGGCGCCCCGAGAUGGUGGAGGUGGUGAAGGCGCUGCACGCCGUCAAGAAGACUUACCUCGCCACGCUCUCCGCUCCUGCCACUCCUGACGCUGCUCCUGGAGGCAUUGAUGGAUUGCAGGCAGUGAAUGAGGAGAGGGCGUCAAGCGCUGGUGCGCCUGCACAAGGUAUGGCGACUUAUGAUGAUGCAGCAGUGGGUGAUGCAGCAUGGGCGGGUGGGUGGUCACGGGAGGUGCUGUGUGCGUGCAAUGUGAACCCCGCCAACGAGGUGGACGUGGCCACGUGGCGCAUGGCACACGCCAGCACUGCUCUCGCAGCGGCGGCAGCAGCACUGAUGGAGGCGCGGGCAACAGUGGAGAUGGAGGGGCUGCGCAGUGACAGUGAGCGCACGGCAGAGGUGCAGAGCAAGGCGGCCGUGGGGGAGCUGCCGGCGGUGCCGCUGCUGGAGCAGCGCCACACGGGGGGGUCGGCCAUCAACCUGAGCCGGUCGCAGGAGGCCUCCAGUGACGGCCGGCGCAUGGGUGACUCGGGCAGCUGGGUGGCCAAGAUCCUAGGCAGGGGCAAGCAGGGCGGUGCUGCAUGA
Molecule: messenger RNA, 2757 nt
Organism: Closterium sp. Naga37s-1
Lineage: Eukaryota; Viridiplantae; Streptophyta; Zygnematophyceae; Desmidiales; Closteriaceae
Source: the annotation of a GenBank genome assembly